CACCCCGGAAUUAGAGUUCCUGGGCGGGGCGGGGCCAGCGGGGCCACCUGAAGUCCCUGGGGCGCUAUGUGCACGGGCACUAUGGCGUGUGGGGUCCUCUGCCACGUGGUGCUGCUCUGUGCGUUGGGCCUGGGCCUGGGUCAGCACCUCCCCGGGAGCCUGAGCUGUGGUCCCCGCCGCCUCCUUCACGGGACAGGGACAGACGCGCGCUGCUGCCGCUCCUGCACCUCCACUGAGGAGGGCUGUUCUGAGUGGGACUGCGUGUGUGUUCAGUCUGAAUUCCACUGUGGAGACCCUCAGUGCAAGAGCUGCAAGCAUCACCCCUGCCCACCAGGCCAGGAGGUGCAGCCUCAGGGGAAAUUCACUUUUGGCUUCAAGUGUGUUGACUGUGCAGUGGGGACCUUCUCCGGGGGCCAAGAGGGCCGCUGCAAGCCUUGGGCAGACUGCCCCCAGUUUGGGUUUCUCACCACAUUCCCUGGGAACAAGACCCAUGACACUGUGUGCAUUCCGGAGCCGCUGCCCACACAGCCGUAUGGACUGCUGGCUAUCGUGCUCCUUGCUGUGGCCACCUGCAUCCUUGUCCUGACCACCGCUCAGCUUGGGCUGCACAUCUGGCAGCUGAAAAGGGAACGCGUAUGCCCCCGAGAGACCCAGCGACUUCUAGAGGUGCUGCCACAGGCCGAGGACACCUGCAGCUGCCAAUUCCCUGAGGAGGAGCAUGGAGAGCGGCUGGCAGAGGAAAAGGGCCGGCUGGGAGACCUGUGGGUAUGAGCCUGGCCAUCCUUGCAGGCAGCCAGACCCCAGGCCAGACUCUCCCAGGAGGUCACCUAGGCUGACCCUCAGGAGCCAGGAUUCUAUAUCCUGCUCUGGGGCUGGCCCUGCUCCUCUGAUAGUGGAAGUGGGUGCAGGAUGAUGACAGAGACGAGUCGUGACACCAUGCAGAAGGGCUGUGGCCACGGUUGGGCCCUGAGGAAGGGACAGAUACAGCUGUGGCUGCCUUCCACUGUCGCUGGCCCUGCUGGUGUAGGGUCUGUGGGUCCCCGAUCCCUAGGAUGGGAGACCAUGCCUGUGGGUGUGCAGCAGACAGGACCUGGCUGCAAGUGGCAUCCAAUAAACAAUUGCUCAGUGA
This is a messenger RNA of Nycticebus coucang (slow loris), 1129 nucleotides long. RefSeq names its product TNF receptor superfamily member 18 (gene TNFRSF18). Gene Ontology annotation, molecular function: tumor necrosis factor receptor activity. The transcript has 5 exons. Lineage: Eukaryota; Metazoa; Chordata; Mammalia; Primates; Lorisidae. The record is from RefSeq and is a predicted model, not a curated record. Gene Ontology annotation, biological process: positive regulation of cell adhesion; negative regulation of apoptotic process. The coding region runs from base 67 to 771 and encodes 234 amino acids. Gene Ontology annotation, cellular component: plasma membrane; external side of plasma membrane.